Messenger RNA from Daldinia loculata, 2352 nucleotides. RefSeq names its product spindle pole body interacting protein. The transcript is spliced from 3 exons. Lineage: Eukaryota; Fungi; Ascomycota; Sordariomycetes; Xylariales; Hypoxylaceae. Bases 1 to 2352 code for a protein of 783 amino acids. Gene Ontology annotation, biological process: actin cortical patch localization. Gene Ontology annotation, cellular component: plasma membrane. The record is from RefSeq and is a predicted model, not a curated record.
AUGUCUCAUCACUCGCGCCCUCCACGAUCCCCCCAGCCUCCAGUGGUAAACAACGACCGCACGUCGGAUCCCAGUUCGAAAUCCAAGACUUCAUCUCUUGGGAGCCAGACUGCCGAAUCUUCGCAACAUUCUUCUCUCUCACCGCCAAGGCGGCCUAAUCCUAAUGGUCAAUCUCCUAGGAAACUACGUUCCCAGUAUCCUCGCGAGUCUUCCGAGAACCAUGUCGAGUAUAUCUUGGUUGCCUCCUUUGACAUCGACCGGGGUCCUGUCAUGGAGCACCAGUACCCUGUCGCGAUAACCGGUGAUGAAAACAUGUUAGCAGAGCUUAUGUUACCAGACCAAGUCCAUUCGCGUACACAAGAUUGGACUAUCUUUUUCUUGCAUAAGGACACGACCCAAGAGGAUGAUGACGAAGAGAAAAAAGACAAGGCAGAACGACGGAAGAGGAGGAAACUAAAAAAGGACAGGGCCGCUGGGAUCAUAAACGGAGAUGACGAUACGAAUGACGAGCAAGACGAAGAUGAGGAAGAUGAUGACUGGGACGAUGAUGAAUCGACCGACUCGGAACCUGAAGGAGGAGAGGGUCCCCCAUUAAUAUACGUAUUAAACUUGGUUUACACGAGACACGACAAAAGCGUGAAGAGAGGCGCUGUAGUCAAAGCGAUGGCUAUAUGUACACGGCACCCCUUUCUACACAUAUAUAAGCCUCUCCUAUUGCUUGCGCUUGAAGAAUAUUAUAAAUCUCCUGUCCCGGAGACGCUGGCGUUGCUCUAUGAAGCCGUCAAUAAUAUGGAUCUGUCCUUAAUGCCAAAGCUCAACUUGCUUGAGAGAUACCUCUUGCAGGCUAGCAGUAAUCAAGAUCUAUUCGUCGAAAAGUUUGAACGAAUGAUACAGAGGCAAAUCGUUCAGGACAAAGCCGAGGGGGUUGGUGAGCCAUUCGACGCAAGUAGGAGUCCUCCUAAGCUACAGGGCAUAUCUCGAGCUGGGACGAAAGCUCAUCUCGAAGGCCAAUCCGCGUACUCAGUUCCACGAGACACUCACGAAUUCGAGAGCAAGGUCAUGUAUAAGGGCAUUCCUAUCCCCGUCAAGGUUCCAACAGCAAUCAUGCCGGAAACAGUUGGGGAUUUUUCACUCAUAAAACUCAUCCAGACCUUUUCAGAGCCGCAUGCAAAGUCGACACAACAAUUUUCUAUACAUACUCACCUAACUACGAACGGCCCAGGAACCCAUCCUAUAAUAGUACUUGCUAAUGCACUUCUGACGCAGAAGAGGAUAAUUUUUGUUGGACAUAAUAUGCCGUCAGGAGAGGUUGCAGAGGCUGUCCUGGCGGCAUGCGCCCUUGCGUCUGGCGGUCUUCUGCGGGGAUUCACUAGACAUGCGUUCCCUUACACAGACCUUACCAAGGUUGACGAUUUGCUGAAGGUUCCUGGCUUUAUUGCUGGAGUUACGAACCCGACUUUUGAGCUGCACCCCGAAUGGUGGGAUCUUCUAUGCGAUCUCCAGACAGGACGGAUGAAGAUUAGCGAGAAGAUUGAACCUGCGCAAAUCACCGAAGGACUUGUAUACUUCCAACAGCAGAACCCGUCCUUUGCGAACAUGCUUAGCGGCUCAUCUAAUACAGCAGCCACGGACUUUACCGGAGAUGUAGUAUUCAUGAAUGACAUACUCAAGAGCAUAACAGCGAGACGUGGAGAACAAGUCAUUCGAGCUAAGUGGAGAGACUGGGUCGUCAGAUUUACUCGGAUAGCCGCAGCCUUCGAAGAAACGGUGUAUGGGGCUAGUGCCCUUUAUAUCGGAGGCGACGAGUUCGAAACUCUUACGGGCGGACAUGGGUACGUAUGGGCGGACGAGGCUGCCAAGCAGAAGGAGCUUGCUGGUAACGUGUGUAGGAUCGAGGGUUGGAGAAAUACCCGAAGCUACUAUAGUUACAUCCAGGACCUCGCCAAAUUAUAUACUAUCCGGCCCCUGAAAGGGAUAGACCUACAUCAUAUGCACGACCGACUCCGGUCUCAACGUCUAACCCCAGCACAGAGUAAAGAAAUAUAUUUGACGUUUGCCCAGUACGUCCACUCGUAUGACGAAAUCAGCCUACUAUUGUCGGUAGCACCCGAGUCCCACGCGGGACUCUUCUACAUAGCCCUCGGACUAUUCCAUAAGGACCGGGACGUUAGGAUCCAGACGUCGGAGCUCGUCGAGCGUAUCAGCGAACACGAAGCCGGCCACCACUGGUGGAAGGGGAUGAGCCGGUUUGAGAAGCUCGCCUUCCACCGGAUACGGCGGGAGGUGGAUGCAGAAAUGAAGAGUAAGCUUGAGAAGGAGAACUCAAGCCCCGUUGAGAAGAGGAACAGCUAG